UUAUAAUAGAAAAAUAAGAGAAGAUAGGAAUUAUGAAUAUUGGGCCAUAGAUCCAGAAGUAGGAACAACGUGGCCCAUCUACUACACAGGAAAUCAAUCCGUUGAGCAGCCUAAAGUGAAACUUUUAAUUUAAUUACAUAAAUACCAUACCUAGUUCGCGCGAGGGAAAUUGGCGCCAAAUGCUGACGUAGCAGCCUGCCACGUCAGCAUACCCGCCAAAAAAAAACCCUUCUUCCUGCAGCAGUCUUCACUCCUCAACGCCGCUACAUAUAGCUCAUCGGCUCCUCAACGACACCUUCACUGUGUGUUUGUGUGAGCUAGCAGCAAUGGACGCCGACGGUAAAUCUUCCCCUCUAUCCUCAUUCAAGUCGAAGAAACAGCUACAUUCACCUGCGCCGUCGGACCAGAAAAUGCGGAAAUUUUCCGAUCUGGAAUCGGAUCCGUUGAGCGUGAAAACCCCGGGGAAGCUCGUGGAUCCUCCUCGGCGUUCCCACCGCCGCACGGCGGUCCUCUCUAUUAAGGAAAUCAGAGAGGCGGCAAUGAAGCUCCGGGAACGGGGACCCGACCCGCCGGCGCGUGAAGACCCGGAAUUGGGAUCCGAGAAAGAGCACAUUUCCAAACCGAAGAAGUCUGUUCGCGCUGAGAUAACGCUUCCGGAAAAGUAUGAGCUUCUGGAUAAAUUCUUCAACAGCUUGGAUUGUUCAAUUAGGCUGCUCCAAUUGAAGAGAUACACCCCAACAUUUACUGAUAUUAGCUCCCAGAUUCAAUGUUUAACCGAUAGGAGGUUUACUCAUAAACAUUUAGCUCAGCUGAAGUUCAUUGUGCCUGAGGCCAUUGUAUUAGAGAAAGUCCUUCGGCUCGACGAGCAAACUAGUUGUAUGAAGCCAGACCUUCGUAUAACAUUGAAUCUUGAAGCACUUAAUUCCCCAAGCAAGUCGAAAUCUCAGAGUUCAAAUUUGCAGCUGAGGAAAGUCUUCCGUUGUCGACUUUUGGAAUUUCUCAAAUCCCAUCCAGAGUGUGAUGAAGUCCCAGAAGAAGAGCUACCAGAACCAUUUAAUCGAUUGAAGGACAAUGCAAGAGCAAAUUCCACUCAACCUUCUAGUUCAUCUUUAAUGAGUGGAACACCGAAUGUGGCAUUGUCACGACAGCCAAUCGCAGGAUCACAUCUGUCUCAAUCAUUCAAAAGGCACUUCUCGCAAAAGGGUUCAGAUCAGUACAAUGUUUCCGCCCAUGAUUCUUCAGUUUCUUCGGAAUAUAAAUUUGCUGAAAGUUCCUCUGGGAAAGAAGAUAGUGAAAUUGAUGCCGAAAAGUUCUCUUCAUCCAAGAUUUCUCCAAGUACUAUACCUUCGUCUCCUUUGCCCGAAACUCCAGUCAAGAACGACAACCAAUGCUCUGUUGAAACGGCCGGUUUACUGAAAACGCCAGUGCACAUGGCAUCUACUCCAGCAAAACUGAUGAGUGCCACACCGAUGAUUCAGCCACCUAAGAGAUGUUACAUGAGCCCAGAUGAUAAUAGUUCAUAUAAAUCGCCGACCAAGUUAAUUAGACGACCACCCCCUAACAGGCCUUUGAAAUUCGACACUCCCGUGAAGGACCAGCGCAGGAAUUCAUCAGCUAAUGAUGACAUCCUAGACAUUCUUCCGGAAGGUCUUCUACAAUCGAUACGAGAGAAAGAGAGGUUAGCUGCAAUCGAGCGGGACCCAGCAAUCUCUCAAGCGAAAUGGCGGAAACAAAUGAUCGCCGGCUUGCCUAAGGUGUUUGACAUGAUAUACUUCUUGUUUCAAUCGAUCAGACGCUCUGUACUAACUAAAGAGGAGCUGAUGCAGAAACUAACUUGCCAUUUGGACAUUGUUGACAAAAGGGAUGUCGAAGAACAACUUCGAUUGCUAAGGGAACUUGCUCCUGAAUGGAUUUACGAAAAGUUAGCAUUGAGCGGAGAUAUCCUCUUAUGUGUUAACAAAAUCUCGAGUCCUGACGCAAUACGAACGAGACUAUCGGGUGCAAUGUGAGGAGAAAGCAAAGAGACCGAGCACGCUUAGAUUACAAAAUUACAGAAGCAAAUUUGUUAAUAUACUGGUUUUUGCUUCAAUGCCACUAAGGUUGUCCUUGUGCAUAUUUUUGUGAGCUAACUUAUCUUCGACACAAAACAAUGUAGUUGUUCAAUCACCAGACUCUAUGUAAUGAAAUUGAAAACAUGUAUGCUGAAAUUAUUGUUUAUAUUAUUUCAAUUGCUCUG
Messenger RNA from Erythranthe guttata (spotted monkey flower), 2236 nucleotides. It is a transcript of the gene CDT1A, whose product is annotated as CDT1-like protein A. Lineage: Eukaryota; Viridiplantae; Streptophyta; Magnoliopsida; Lamiales; Phrymaceae. The record is from RefSeq and is a predicted model, not a curated record. Gene Ontology annotation, molecular function: DNA binding; DNA polymerase binding. Gene Ontology annotation, biological process: DNA replication checkpoint signaling; DNA replication preinitiation complex assembly; mitotic cell cycle. Gene Ontology annotation, cellular component: nucleus.